Molecule: messenger RNA, 492 nt
Organism: Hyposmocoma kahamanoa
Lineage: Eukaryota; Metazoa; Arthropoda; Insecta; Lepidoptera; Cosmopterigidae
Gene: RpS15A
Product: 40S ribosomal protein S15Aa
Exons: 3
Coding region: 77-466 (129 amino acids)
Biological process (GO): translation
Cellular component (GO): cytosolic small ribosomal subunit; ribosome
Molecular function (GO): structural constituent of ribosome
Source: RefSeq, a predicted model, not a curated record
AAACGGAAUGCGUGAGCCUCUUUCUUUUGGACUGUCCGUGUCUUUUGGAUAGUUGAGGCGGAUUUUAAUCCUAGCCAUGGUGCGAAUGAACGUAUUGAGUGAUGCGCUAAAAUCAAUCCACAAUGCCGAAAAGCGCGGUAAGAGGCAAGUGCUCAUCCGGCCUUGUUCAAAAGUAAUCGUCAAGUUCUUGACUGUGAUGAUGAAGCACGGGUACAUCGGCGAGUUCGAGAUCGUCGACGACCACAGAGCCGGCAAAAUAGUAGUGAACCUCACCGGUAGAUUGAACAAAUGUGGAGUCAUUUCACCGCGUUUCGACGUACCUAUCAAUGAUAUUGAGAGAUGGACUAACCUACUUCCAUCCAGACAGUUCGGAUAUCUUGUACUGACAACCAGUGGUGGCAUCAUGGACCAUGAGGAGGCCAGGAGAAAACAUCUUGGAGGCAAAAUUUUAGGCUUCUUCUUCUAAGUUUACCCAAUAUACUUAAAAAUGUA